Messenger RNA from Salvia hispanica, 1956 nucleotides. The record is from RefSeq and is a predicted model, not a curated record. Lineage: Eukaryota; Viridiplantae; Streptophyta; Magnoliopsida; Lamiales; Lamiaceae.
AUGCCCGAGGCGCAACGUCUUCAUUACGCCGUGAUGUUAUUUGACCCUCCCGCAGCAGAAUGGGUAUUUAAUUACUGCGCGAAUACGAAUUUCGUCACUUGGCAGGAUUUUCUGGAGGACGCGAGACAUCGUUUCAAUAGGCAAAGCUUUAAGAAUUAUUUUGGUCUAAUCGCUAAACUGACCCAAACAGGCACAGUACUAGAGUAUCACGACACUUUUGAGAAGUACCUCAACAGGGUCCGAGGAAUCCCAGAGUCAGAACUAUUUACUCUUUUCGUGGCCGGCCUAAAACCAGACAUGCAGGAACGUCUCCGGCUGCACCGGCCGUCAUCGUUGGCGGAGGCAAUGGCCCUAUCACUGGAAUUAGCAGACUUGGAGGCCGAACGUAAACAGCAGUCGAGCCACAUCUCGUCCACCACCCGACGUUCAUGGCAGGGCCGCGAGACCCGCCAGCAAUCGAGCUACACACCGCCACAACCGACAUCGGGGACAGCACAGCCCGCAGACCAAAUAGCACGCACCCCAGAGCAACAACGGCUACCUAGAAUUCGGGUCUCUCAAGCUGAGAAAUCUGAACGGUCCAGAUUGGGUCUGUGCUGGCAUUGUUCGGAGAAGUGGGUGAUUGGACAUGUUUGUAAACAGCGCAUUCUCUACUAUGCCGAUGAGGAGGACGACUUUGAUGAGACGAAGUUGGAGAAUUACAAACACAAAGAACCUAUAGUGGCGGACGUUUCUCAUAUUCACAGAAUGGACGGGGGACGCAGAUCUCGCCCUCUGAAGGUCGUAGGGGUGAUCCAAAACCACGAGGUCUGCAUUCUCAUUGAUACGGGUAGCGACCAAGAUUUUAUGCACCCCAACAUCGCCGAAAAACUCCACUUACCCCUUUCUGAAAUUCAACCUUUCCGCGUUUAUGUGGGGAAUGGAGAGGCUUUAUUAUGCACACACGUGUCGAAGCAAACGAAGAUUGAGGUGCAAGGGUCGAUUUUCAUGGUAGACUUACACAUCCUACCGGUCCACAGUCCGGAUGUGAUUUUGGGAAUGGACUGGCUCGAGUCUUUGGGUAAGGUCACCGCUGAUUUCGCAGGAAAGACUCUAGAGUUCGUCCAGGGGGAUAAGGCAAUAACACUUAAAGGUCUCUUACCCCCACCGAGACGGAUCAAUCUACACUCUUUGGCGGCCCUCGAUACGGACCACCAUAUAUUGGAAUGUUACGAGAUUAUGUUGCUAGAAGCAGAACCAGAGUCAACCCCGUUCCCGGGGAAGGAGGAUUUUCCCGCGACCCUCUCGCCGUACAUGAGGUCGGUCUUGGAGAAAUUCCAACCGGUAUUUGACCCACCGUCAGAAAAAGCGAGAUCGAACAGCAGGUCAAAGACAUGUUGGAUCAGGGGAUUAUUCAGCGGAGCAACAGCCCUUUCUCCUCACCAGUCCUGCUUAUUAGAAAAAAAAGAUGGCACGUUCCGUUUCUGCAUAGACUAUCGGGAGUUGAACAAUGCGACAGUGCCGGAUCAUUUUCCGAUACCUACGGCGGAUGAGCUUUUUGAUGAAUUAGGCAAAGCUCGGGUUUUCACUAAGUUGGAUCUGCGUUCGGGUUAUCAUCAAAUCCGGAUGAACGAGCAGGAUGUGUUCAAGACAGCUUUUCGUACCCAUGACGACCAUUACGAGUUUUUGGUCAUGCCAUUCGGCCUGACGAACGCGCCGUCGACUUUCCAGGCCGUUAUGAACUCGAUCAUUCAACCUUUACUACGAAAGUUCGUUAUAGUGUUUUUUGAUGAUAUUCUGGUGUAUAGUCCCUCGCCAGAAACACACGCCCAGCACUUGGCCGAGGUUUUGGGCAUCCUGCAAGAGCACAGUUUCUUCGUGAAGUUGUCCAAGUGCUCUUUUGGUAGAUCUACGGUUGAGUACCUCGGCCAUCUAAUCGGUGACGGUUUGCUCAAAGCAGACCCAACAAAAAUCUAG